AAUUUCACGCCAUCGAUGUCACGUUCUGUCCAGUCGUUUCAUUCAGUUUCGUUUGUUUCUAUAUUGGUAUAGUGAUUCUAAGCAUCAGACAGAUGGGAAAUUUUAUUUUCUCAACAGUUUAGAAACUUGUCGUUGUCAGGUGUCUCCUUGAGGAAGAUGCAGAAGUGACAGCCGUGAUCGUGGACCUGAGAUACAAAUGAAAAUAGAGCGCGUUGAAAAAAAGCAUCAAGCGGCGACUUUGAUUGUUCAGAUUCUUUUUUUUAUAAACGCAAAACAUCGAGCAAGUGCAGAUUCAGCGAAACUUGAGAAGUGACACACAUGUUUAUCCAUAUUGAUAAAAAAAAUAUGAAUAUCUAAAAUUUACUCACAAGAGAAUUCUGUAGAGAUGUGAGUUUGUUUUUUUUUUUUUUUGAUUUUGAAAUUGAUCCUCCUCAUCGAGCAAUUGUCAUAAUAAUCAUAUCCUGUAUUAUUAUGAUGCGCCAAAGACGGCAGCAGGGCCUGCAGAAUGGCAUAUUCUUGCUGUGUAUGCAGGCUCUGAACUUUGGACUUGAUAAAAUACCACCUGCUACUCUAAUUGGAAUCAUCGCACAGACUUUACUGUAUAUGGGUCUGAUACGGGUGCCAUGGAACGCGGAAGAUGUAUGCAUAUCAGCUAUCAAAAUAAUCAAGUACAAAAACUGGCGGUCGUUUUUCCUUUCAAAUUUCGAACAUGGAUCCGACAUGCAUCUGUACUACAACAUGCUUUCUUUUAUUCUGAAAGGUUCUUACUUGGAGCCCAUCUACGGAACGAUGAAUUUUGUACUUUUACUGGGUGUAUUGUCUAUCGGAUGUAGCGCUAUGUAUGUAUUCCUAGGAUAUAUUCUGAUGCAGUUAACAGGAGAUUACGGAUAUUUCACGGCUUGCGCUAUCGGUUUUUCUGCCACAUUAUUUGCAUUAAAAGUUAUUGCGCUGUGCGAAGAACGCGACAAAUUGCACAAUAUCAACGGAUUAAUAGUACCAAGUAAACUAGCGGUGUGGCUCGAGUUAAUAUUGAUACACUUGUUGGUCCCAAAUUCUUCCUUCAUCGGUCAUCUGGGUGGUAUUUUGGUUGGAUGCUUAUAUUCUUAUUCUUUUGUUGGAGAAAGGAUCGACAACUUGAUACAUAUGAUAACUGGUACACCUAUUAUACACGAAGAACAAUUUUAUAGAAGGCGAAACAGGCUAUUUACGUAAUAUUUUGUAAUUUUCACCAAUUCAACAUAUUUG
Molecule: messenger RNA, 1245 nt
Organism: Mycetomoellerius zeteki
Lineage: Eukaryota; Metazoa; Arthropoda; Insecta; Hymenoptera; Formicidae
Product: rhomboid-related protein 4
Exons: 3
Coding region: 472-1212 (246 amino acids)
Cellular component (GO): membrane
Molecular function (GO): serine-type endopeptidase activity
Source: RefSeq, a predicted model, not a curated record